AUGGCGUGUUUUCAACGUGAUGUGGUCGUAAGCGACACCCAGAAAGCUCUGCGCGAUGAUACCCUUGGGCGAGGCUAUUCAUCCCAAAAAGAGAUGGAGCCCGUCAACGUCCGGUUAGCAGGCCGGCCUCCGUCUCGAUGACAUGUAAAAAAAACGAACUAAAAAAUGGAAAUAAAGCUAAUUAUCUCAAAUUUUCUUCAAUAAUCGAAAAGAUGAUAACAGCAUGAAAAAUGGAUCGAAGAAAAGUUUUGAGAAAAAUUGAAAAUGACUUCAUCAGUAUCACCUCAAAUGGAAUCCUCAUAAAACUUUCUUAGAAAGUUACACUUGAAAGAGUUCAUCUAAUCGAUGCGGCUGAACUAGAAGAAAAAUUGAACUGGCCGGUAAAAUUAUAAGAAGUUCUUGUAACUAGUUGAAUCAUAAUAGUUGAGAACGUAGUUAUAUCCAAAAAACCAAAUAGGCAUAUCCUUAUGGUCAGCACUGUAUACUCAAAAACCAUUUUCGCUUGACCUGCAAAUUUUUUUUUAAGAUUCGUCGUUUCCACUUUCAACGGAAAACCAUUCCCUAUUGCAUCGGAGCGACUUAACAAACAUGUUUGUCCUUAUUUUGUCUCACCGUUUAAUUUUUUGUGAAUAAAAAAUUUGCUGUUUAUUACGAGUUACAAAUGAAAAAUGUAUGUUCAAUUUCUUAUUUCGUUUCAUCGUCGUGAAUUUUCACAGAGCUGCAGGUUUUUUCGUUUUCAGUUGCAAGCACAUUCUGCUUUCGUCUGAAGCUUCCACCUUGUACGACUUCUCCGCUUCCUUGCUAUACGUCGAGCCUGAAUUUAAAAUGUUUUAAGAAUUUCUCAUCCCUUUAUCUGACUUUAUAAAUAAUUUUGACUUCAAUGCAUUCGGAAAUAGAUGAACUAUCUUUCAACUUUUAAGAGUAUGCAAAAUGCCCGCCUGCCUGUACUUUUUGCAAAAUGCGAGCCCCUUGCUCGCAGUCUGCACUCGCAAAAUGUCUCUCACUUUCAUCGCCCCACCCCCUUUUUGGCAUGCAUUUUGCAGAAUUUCAUGAGAGUACCCUUGGGCGAGGCUAUGUUUAACAAUGGGAGAAUAAAAAUAAAACGUACAAAAAAAGAUAAAUCGAGUGUUUCUUCGGUUUUCAACUCAUUUUCAACUCGUCCACUCAAACUGACCGUCGAUGAAGUUCAUCGCAGUGGUGCAGACGUUCCUAUACGUUUGCCUGCUUAUUUUCACGAUAUUGGCCCUUCAUCACAUCUUUUUCGUUCGAUUUGUCCAGCAACUGGGAGCCGAAGAUUCUUUCAUUGAAACGUAAGCGCUAAGGGUGGAAGGGUCGGGAGAUCGAGUCCGGUGCCCAUUUUUACUUGAAAAAAAUUUUAAUUUAUUUGCCAAAAUUAUUCAAAGAAAAAUUAAACAUUAUUUGCCAAAAUUAUACAAAAAUUAUGUUUUUCGAACUUUUUUCUGCUAAAUUUAAGCCAACAAGGACAAUUCUUGAACUCUCCCGAUAAUUGGAACAAAAAAGAUGCUCUGCGUUUUCUCCAAAUAAACGUUUUAACACAUGCCGACUUAUCCUAUUUUAUUUUCUAUCUAAUUUGUCGAAAAAAGUCCUUCAAAAGUUUUUUUUCAGGCCGAAACCUCGAGAAAAACGCUCAAAACCGUUGCGGAGUCCACAAUACUCCCGAAAAUGA
This is a messenger RNA of Caenorhabditis auriculariae, 1687 nucleotides long. The record is from the annotation of a GenBank genome assembly. NCBI's taxonomy places the organism in Eukaryota, Metazoa, Nematoda, Chromadorea, Rhabditida, Rhabditidae.